Molecule: messenger RNA, 1481 nt
Organism: Cajanus cajan (pigeon pea)
Lineage: Eukaryota; Viridiplantae; Streptophyta; Magnoliopsida; Fabales; Fabaceae
Product: Mitochondrial substrate carrier family protein
Biological process (GO): transmembrane transport
Source: RefSeq, a predicted model, not a curated record
AUAAUUAUUUAUAUUUUGUAUAUAGAUUAGUGUAAUUUGUUUAGUAAAUGUUAAGGAAAGAAAAGUGAAACAGCGAUGCAGCAAUGAUUGUGGCGAUGGGCAUGGUCCCCUAUUAAUAUUAUAAUGCGUUUGUGGGUUUAAAACAUGUUUGAGUGAGUGGUAACUGGUAAAGAUUAGUCCAUUAAGAUUUCACCCACGGGCACGGCUAAUGGGCGAAGCUGAAUGUGACUGUCACUCACUCCCAAAUCAUGUUUUAAAAUGUAAAUAUUGCUGCUAUUGUCUUUCUUUUAUUUUAUCCUCAUAAACCUAGACAUGAACGUACACGUGUCCAUUUCCUUGAUCCGCCAAAGGCCAAACCCUCACACUAUAAUCCAUUCUUCUCUCUCUCUCUCUAAAUUCAGACGCUGUUGCCGCCAUUAGGUUUUCUCCACCACCAUGACACUUUCGUGGCCAAGAUGAGUUUGGGCGCGGCGGCCGAGGAGGACUCCGCCUCCGAAAUCCAGCUGCCGGCGGAGAUCGACUGGCACAUGUUAGAUAAGUCCAAGUUCUUCUUCCUGGGCGCCGCCUUAUUCUCCGGCGUCUCAUUCGCACUCUACCCCAUGGUGGUGCUGAAGACGCGCCAGCAAGUUUCCUCGGCACGCUACACGUGCCUGCACAUGGCCUCCGCCAUUCUCCGCCACGAGGGCCUCCGAGGCUUCUACAAAGGCUUCGGCACCUCCCUCAUGGGAACCAUCCCCGCACGUGCGCUCUACAUGGCUUCCCUCGAAGUCACCAAGAGCAACGUCGCCACCGCCUUCGUCCAAUUAGGCUUCUCCCACACCACCGCCCUCGCUGCCGCCAGUGCCGCCGCCGGCGUCACCUCCGCCAUGGCGGCGCAGCUCGUCUGGACCCCGAUUGAUGUCGUGAGUCAGAGACUCAUGGUUCAGGGGAGCGGUGGGAGCCAAACCGUGCUUGCCAAUCUCAAUUCUGAGAGUUACAGGAACGGUUUUGAUGCGUUUCGGAAGAUCAUGUAUGCGGAUGGGGCAAGAGGGUUCUAUAGAGGCUUUGGGAUUUCUAUAUUGACUUAUGCCCCUUCUAAUGCGGUUUGGUGGACUUCUUAUUCCAUGGUGCAUAGACUCAUUUGGGGUGCUUUUGGUUCUUAUAUGGGUAAGACUGGUCAUGAUGCUUUAGGGAGUGGUUUUAGGCCUGAUUCUAGGGCAAUGGUGGCGGUUCAAGGGUUCAGUGCAGUUUUGGCUAGUGGGGUGUCUGCGAUUGUCACAAUGCCCCUUGAUACCAUUAAGACGAGGUUGCAGGUGUUGGAUACCGAAGAGAAUGGGAGAAAGAGGCCUUUAACUUUUGUGCAAACGGUUAGGAGUUUGGUAAAGGAAGGUGUAUUGGAUAAUUCAUGCAAAGGAGAUAUGUUUAUACGAAUCGAAAGGAACAAAAAUUGUUCGUGCAUAUUUGUUCCUCCAUUCUUUUCUAUUAGAUAUGUUUUCUUGUAA